UGAAAGUCAACGGGAGGAUCGGCAUUGCCAGUCCUGUCAGAGCGCAAAGCGGGCCUACUACUUCCACGCCGAGAUGGAGCGCUCGAGUAGUUCCAUCAGGCGCGGCUCCAACCCGCUCGCCAAGAAUUUGCGGGGCCGCCGUCGGCUCUCGGCGCCGGUCUCGGCAACAGCCUUGAGCAGCGGAGGUGGCGCGGCCGCGCGGGCUGCUGCCGGUGGGGCCCCGGCGGAUGUUGCCGAGCGCGACGCCUUCGAGAGAGGGCAGACUGUCAGCAUCAACAAGGCCAUUAAUGCUCAGGAAGUUGCUGUCAAAGAGAAACAUGCCAGAACAUGCAUCCUGGGAACACACCACGAAAAAGGAGCCCACACCUUCUGGUCUGUUGUAAACCGCCUACCCCUUUCCAGCAAUGCUGUCCUGUGUUGGAAGUUUUGCCAUGUCUUCCACAAGCUUCUCCGUGAUGGACACCCAAAUGUCUUGAAGGAUUCUGUGAGAUACAAGAAUGAGCUCAGUGAUAUGAGCCGCAUGUGGGGCCAUUUGAGUGAGGGUUAUGGACAAUUAUGUAGCAUCUACCUCAAAUUGCUGAGAACCAAGAUGGAAUUCCACACAAAAAAUCCCAGAUUCCCUGGAAACCUCCAGAUGUCAGACAGACAGCUUGAUGAGACAGGCGAGAAUGAUGUGAAUAACUUUUUCCAGCUCACUGUGGAAAUGUUUGACUAUUUGGAAUGUGAACUCAACCUAUUUCAGACAGUGUUCAGUUCCUUGGACAUGUCUCGCUCUGUGUCGGUCACAGCUGCCGGGCAGUGCCGCUUGGCCCCUCUGAUUCAGGUCAUUCUAGACUGCAGCCACCUCUAUGACUACACAGUAAAAUUGCUGUUCAAGUUACACUCCUGUAAGUACAAAUUUAUCUAUUCCUUUUUGUCCUGAAUUCCAUCACCACUUUCAUUCUUUUUUAGCUACUGUAAUUAAGAUGACCAGGACACCCCAUCUGAUCACCUACAAGAUGGUACUACUAUUCAGUGAAAAAAUGUCCUUAAUUAAUCAUAUUUUGGUUUUGUUUAAAUUUUGAAAUUGUUUCACAAACAUAUUUUAGAAAUACGGUCUCACCUGAGAUGGGCCAGUAUUAUUGUUUUCAUAUUGGAUUUGUUUCUUUACUUUUUAAAAAAUUUCAGCGAGGGCAGAGGAAAGGUGAUAAAGUAAGAUAUAAUUAAAUAUGAUGUGAAUCAUUCAUUCAAU
Molecule: messenger RNA, 1231 nt
Organism: Thamnophis sirtalis
Lineage: Eukaryota; Metazoa; Chordata; Lepidosauria; Squamata; Natricidae
Source: RefSeq, a predicted model, not a curated record